GACAAUUCAACUCACCGCAUUUUAGAUAGAGUGCUACGUGUUUUUGGUGUGUUACAUUCGACAAGAUUUGCACGCUGAAUACAAAUACAAAACACACAAUACAAAGUGAAAAAAUUCCAUUUUAUUUGUGAGCAUCGGUUCUGAAAUUCAUUUAAAUCAGCCAAAAUGCAUGGUCCAGCCGUAUUUAUAGAUCUUACAUUCGAAGAUCAGGCACAAGAGUUGCGACGAUUCUUCAAGAGUUUGGGAGCCGAAAUUUCGGAAGAAAAAUCCAAUAAAGGCAUUGAAGAUGAUUUACACAAAAUCAUUGGAGUAUGUGAUGUUUGCUUCAAAGACGGCGAUCCAGCCGAUAUCGAUGGCAUAAUGAACAGCAUCGUCUCAAUCAUGGUUUCGAUUUCAUUGGAGCGUGGUGAAAAUAUUGUGUUGGCAUUCUGCGAAAAGCUAACAAAAGCAACCGAACUUCCAUUGAUCAAAGUGUGCCUCCAAUCUUUGUGGCGUUUGUUCAAUCACUUGGAACUAACAUCUCCACUUCGCUAUCAUGUUUACUAUCAUUUGGUGCAGGUGGCCAAGCAAUGCGAUCAAGUACGCGAAGUGUUCACUGGUGUUGAUCAAUUGAAAUCUCAAUUUGUUCAAUGUCCACCAUCGAAUGAACAAAUGCAAAAAUUGUAUCGUCUGUUGCACGAUGUGCUUAAGGAUACAAACAGCGAAUUGGCCGCUAAAGUGAUGAUUGAAUUGUUGGGCACUUAUACCGCUGAAAAUGCAUCCGUUGCACGUGAAGAUGCAAUGAAAUGCAUUGUUACCGCUUUGGCCGAUCCAAAUACAUUUUUAUUGGAUCCAUUGUUGUCACUAAAGCCGGUUCGUUUUCUCGAAGGUGAACUUAUCCAUGAUCUAUUGUCGGUGUUUGUAUCAGAAAAUUUAGCCGCCUAUAUUCAAUUUUAUCAAAAUCACAAGGAAUUUGUGAAUUCGCAAGGGCUCAACCAUGAACAAAAUAUGAAGAAAAUGCGAUUAUUGUCAUUCAUGCAAUUGGCCGAAAGCAAUCCGGAAUUGACAUUCGAACAAUUACAAAAGGAACUGCAAAUUAACGAAGAUGAAGUCGAACCAUUUAUUAUUGAAGUAUUAAAGACGAAAUUGGUGCGCGCUCGUAUGGAUCAAAAGGCACGCAAAGUACACAUUUCCAGCACGAUGCAUCGAACAUUUGGCAAACCACAAUGGAUGCAAUUACAUGAUCUAUUGCGCGCAUGGAAAUCCAAUUUACAAAUUGUUCAAGAAGGCAUGAAACAAGUAGCAGACACACAAGCCGGUUUAUUGCAUAAACAACAAAAAAAUAACUAAACAAUUUAUAAAUCGAACUCACGAUUUUAUAAUACAAAAAUAAUAAUAAAAAAAUUUCACCAUAAAUUAAAUUACGAUUCAUUUCACAAUACGAACUAUUAUUGAGGAAUUUGAUAAUGCCAAUAAAAACAGAGAUACGAUGGAGA
Molecule: messenger RNA, 1475 nt
Organism: Contarinia nasturtii (swede midge)
Lineage: Eukaryota; Metazoa; Arthropoda; Insecta; Diptera; Cecidomyiidae
Gene: eIF3m
Product: eukaryotic translation initiation factor 3 subunit M
Exons: 4
Coding region: 166-1329 (387 amino acids)
Biological process (GO): cytoplasmic translational initiation
Cellular component (GO): cytoplasm; eukaryotic translation initiation factor 3 complex
Molecular function (GO): translation initiation factor activity
Source: RefSeq, a predicted model, not a curated record